Messenger RNA from Adineta steineri, 390 nucleotides. The record is from the annotation of a GenBank genome assembly. Lineage: Eukaryota; Metazoa; Rotifera; Eurotatoria; Adinetida; Adinetidae.
AUGGACGAAAAUUCUUGUAUUAUUGAACCAAACUCAAAAUAUCCCCGAAGUUAUUUUAUUCAUUUAAUAAAUAAGGAAACAAAUCAAAUAAUUCGUUCGGCUCAAUUAUCUUAUGAAGUUUGUAGUUAUAAUAAUUAUCUUUAUACAAUUAUUAUUGGUAGAAAAUUAUAUAAAGUACGAAGUUGUGAUUUAAAAGAUCGUCGUUUAACUAUUGUUGAUGCAAUUCAAUCAAAUGAUUCUUCAACAAUUAAUUGUCCGAAAACUUUAUUUCAAGUUAUUGAUUCAUUUACAAAAUCAAAUAAAAAAUAUCAUGUUACAAUUAAUGAUAUAAAAUGGCAAUAUAUUUAUCUUGCUAUUACUAUUCUUCUUAAUCUACAUGAAUGUAAAUAA